AUGCGCGACUUGGCUGGGCCGAACACGCUCAUUUUGAUCGCAAACGUCCAGCGGUACCCUGUACACCAUCCGCUCGCGGAAACUAAGUUUUACACCGAGUCAACGGUAAAAGAUUUUGAGCGAACGGAGCUACCAGUGACGGCAUUACACUCCGAUUUCCAACGCACUGGCGCCGGUAAUUGCGUCAUUCACGUGUUUCGUCCGCGCGGCGACAAAAAGAGAAAGUCGGCGAGUAAAGAUGCAAAAAAGGAGAAGAAGGCAAAAAAGGAGAAGAAGGAGAAGAAGGAGAAGAAGGAGAAGAAGGAGAAGAAAGAGAAGAAAGAGAAGUCCUAG
Messenger RNA from Ostreococcus lucimarinus CCE9901, 333 nucleotides. RefSeq lists its product with no specific name. NCBI's taxonomy places the organism in Eukaryota, Viridiplantae, Chlorophyta, Mamiellophyceae, Mamiellales, Bathycoccaceae. The transcript has a single exon. The record is from RefSeq and is a predicted model, not a curated record. The coding region runs from base 1 to 333 and encodes 110 amino acids.